Messenger RNA from Eurytemora carolleeae, 3162 nucleotides. Its product is annotated as sodium-driven chloride bicarbonate exchanger. The transcript is spliced from 22 exons. The record is from RefSeq and is a predicted model, not a curated record. Gene Ontology annotation, cellular component: plasma membrane. Bases 149 to 3160 code for a protein of 1003 amino acids. Gene Ontology annotation, biological process: regulation of intracellular pH; bicarbonate transport; transmembrane transport. Lineage: Eukaryota; Metazoa; Arthropoda; Copepoda; Calanoida; Temoridae. Gene Ontology annotation, molecular function: solute:inorganic anion antiporter activity; sodium:bicarbonate symporter activity; monoatomic anion transmembrane transporter activity.
UCGGACAUGCCGCUGUCCUAUCUACAUAAUACUUUUUUUAAUUAGAUGGAGCAAACCUCAUGUCUCAACCCCAUCUCUUCAUGGUCUCCUCAGCCUGAGGAAACAUUUAAAAUCUGGAAUCAUUGUGUUGGAAUUGCAGGCUAGCAAUAUGAUUAAGAUCAGCAGUUCUAUUGCUGAUGUUCUUGUGACACAAGGAGACCUUACCAGGGACACAGCUAAUAGGCUGGUCAACCUAUACUGUCUUAAACACAGACAUCAGUUUGAAGGACCAAGAAAGAUUGAUACUGGGCUUACAACUGUUAUUAAGGACCUGCUGACUCAGAAGCUAGACAAGGGGAGCACAGCGACGAGCAGGGUCGCCAGCCCAGAAACCAGGAGUAGACGGGGCAGUGUAGCACCUUACCGAGAUAUACAGGAUACAGAGAGUUUACAGGUUGAAGAGUUAAGUAAAGAUGAUUCCAACGGAAAGGUUAAUCAACCAUUUCUAAAGAAGCUGCCAGCAGAUGCAGAAGCAGCAGUUUUAUUGGUUGGCAGAGUAGCUUUUCUGGAUAAACCGAUCAGCGUCUUUAUCCGACUAGCUGCUCCUGUUGUACUCGGGGAUCUCCCAGAGGUUGAUAUUCCGACCAGGUACCUGUAUAUGCUGGUGGGACCCACUAAGGAUGGAGAGAAAGAAAUGAGCGAGAUCGGACGAGGAUUGGGAAGCGCUUUUUCAGACAGAGCGUUUGCCCAGAAUCUGUCUGAAUCUGAUUCAUCAACUGAUAUUGUUUCCGCUCUAGAUGAUUAUAUUGAUUCUAUUAAAACUUUACCCAGGGACUGGAAACCAAACCACUACAUUGAUCCUCCCGAGGGUGAGAAUGAGAAGGAAAAAGAACUCUUGGAAGAUGAAGAAGAUGUUAUUGAUGACGAUCGGAGAAACAGAGAAUCAUCAGGACUCGUUCGAACCGGUCGUCUCUUCGGCGGACUACUUAACGAUAUUAAACGGAAAUAUCCUCAUUAUUGGUCAGAUUUCAAGGACGGUUUUCAUCCACAAUGCAUCUCGUCCUUUCUUUUCCUCUACUUUGCCUGCCUUGCUCCGAUUGUAGCGUUCGGAGCUUUGCUUGGAGAAGCUACGGGGCAAAGGAUUGCAACUAUUGAAGGACUGGUUGCAGGACUUAUCUCCGGAGUCCUGUUCUCCCUGUUUGCCGGUCAACCCUUGAACCUGCUCGGAUCAACGGGUCCAGUUUAUGUAUUUGAAAAGAUCUUGUACAAGAUGUGCACGGAUCAAGAAUGGGAUUAUCUCUCUCUCCGAUUAUGGAUCGGGAUCUGGGUUGCGAUUAUGCUAUUGCUCCUGGUCGCGUUUGACGCGAGUGCGUAUGUUUGCUACAUCACGCGAUUCACCGAGGAGCUAUUUGCAACACUGGUCGCGUUUAUUUUCAUAAUGAGCGCGUUUCAAAAAACCUACGAGAUCAAGGAAAGUGUUCAUGACCUAGCCUGCAACUGCUUACCUCCUGGGACGAAUAUUACUCACGAAGUAGAGUUCAAUCUCUCCAUGUACAUCCAGGAGCCUGUGUAUAACCUGAGCAAGGAUGAUUGUAUCCGUGAGUAUGGUGUACCACAUGGUCCUGGUUGUGAGCAUGGAACUGAUGUAUUCCUCAUGUCAGUUCUGCUUUUCUUCGGAGCUUUCUUUAUCAGCAUCACGCUCAAGCAGUUUAGAUUUACUGGAUAUUUCCCGAGUUGGGUUCGGAACUUUCUCUCCGACUUCGCAGUUAUAAUUGGUAUCCUAUCCAUGACUGGACUGGACUACUUCUCCGGAGUCCCUACUCCUAAACUCACAGUCCCCAGUGAAUUUAAACCAACCUGGGAGGGUAGAAGCUGGCUGGUGACCCACGCCCUCAUGUUCCCCGACCACCUACUCGCGAACCCCUGGUGGGUAGACGUGUUUCUCGCCCCCGUCUUCGCUAUCCUCGCCACCAUCCUCAUCUUCAUGGAUCAGCAGAUCACAGCGGUUAUUGUCAACAGGAAGGAAUACAAGUUGGUUAAGGGAUGUGGAUAUCAUCUUGAUCUACUAGUUCUAGCUGGUAUCAUUGUAGUAUCCUCCGUGUUCGGCCUUCCUUGGUUCAUUGCUAACACUAUACCAUCCAUCAAUCAUAUGCAGUCAUUGACUAAGGAGAGUGAGACAAAGAUACCUGGAGAAAAGCCCAGGUUCCUCGGUAUCCGGGAGCAAAGAGUAACCAACCUGCUGAUUGCAAUCCUGACUGGAUUAUCUGUAUUCAUGACACCCAUCCUCGCUCUUCUACCCAUGCCGGUCCUAUACGGAGUCUUUCUCUUCAUGGGGGUCAUGUCACUCAGAGGACUGCAACUCUUCGAUAGAAUUCUAUUGUUCCUCAUUCCAGCGAAGUAUCAACCGAACUAUGUUUAUCUCAAAUAUGUUCCACUCUCUAGGGUUCAUCUCUUCACUGUAAUUCAGUUGUUGAGUUUGGCUGGAUUAUGGAUGAUCAAGUCCUACCCCUCCACCUCCAUCGCCUUCCCCGUCAUGCUCGUCGUCAUCUGCGUCAUCAGGAAGUUCGUGGAGUGCGUCUUCUCACAUCAGGAACUGCGAGCUCUGGAUGAUCUUCUCCCUGAGACGGGUCGAGGGAGCAGGAAACUAGGAUACAAAAUCAAUCCCUUCAAGGAGUCCCCUGCAAGUGAGGAUGAGGUUGAAGGAUUAAACAAGGAAACCAACUCGGAAAUUAUGAGAGAUACCGGAGUAAAGCGAAGACAGCUGAACCUAGCCCGAGCAGAACUACUUGAACAAGAACUAGAUGAACUCAUCAACAUCGCCAGAAUUCGGAAGCAGAAAGAGGUGAAAAGUCCGAAAAGUCCACGAGCUGUUGUAAACAAUUCUAAUCCAGACAAAAGGUUACUUUUUUACCUGAAGUUCGAAGAAGACGACAUUUAUACUCCUCUUCAUCUUUCACCGGUCAACAUGGCGACAUUCAAGAAAUGUCUAGCACAAAAGUUCUCCAUUUUGGAAAAUGUUAAGAUGGAACAUAUUCUGAGAAGAAAUGCCAAGGGGUUAAUAUUUCCAUUGGACGACUAUCUUCUGGAUAUACAGGCAGACCAUCAAGUUUUCAUUCUUUCCGUUAAACAAGGUGAAAAUGGCGGAAUUGUUGUGACUCUGUCGGAGCAAAAUUUAGGAUAAAA